Molecule: messenger RNA, 1275 nt
Organism: Naegleria gruberi
Lineage: Eukaryota; Heterolobosea; Eutetramitea; Acrasida; Naegleriidae
Product: FBOX domain-containing protein
Exons: 2
Coding region: 1-1275 (424 amino acids)
Molecular function (GO): protein binding
Source: RefSeq, a predicted model, not a curated record
AUGGGUCAAUCACUGAGCUUGGAUGAUGAAGCAGACAAUGACAUGGAGCAAAUCCAAUCUAGCACCAAUCAAUCGUCUGAAUCGGCUCGAAACAUUUACAAUUCCAUCUAUCAACAAACAAGUGCCAUCGAAUUAGAUUGUUCGGAGGAUUUAUUCGGAUCAGAAAAUAUUUGGUCCAAUCUACCACUUGAUGCUAUCAAGUAUAUUUUCGAGUUUUUACCAUUUUCUGAUUUAUUUAACACCUCACGUGUUUGUAAGAAAUUUAAUUCAUUGUGUUGGAAACAUUUGACAGUUAUUGAUAUUUCAAAGGAGAGUAAGAGUGCUGCUCUCUAUGUUAACGAUCAAGUUUUAGCAAGAGUGGUAUCACUCAUUCCAAAUAUCAAACAUUUAAGUUUGUGUGGCUGUAGAUUAUUGACAAGUGAUAGUUUAGAAUUGAUUACUUUUCAAACUAAUUUACAAAGUUUGGAUUUGAGUUAUGUGCCAAGAUUAGAAUUGAGUUGUUUAUGUAAAAUUGCCGAUACAUGUACACAUCUAAAACGUCUAGUUCUUGCAGGAGGUUACAGAUCUUGGGAUAGUGGAAACGUAGAAAAGAACUUUCCAUUCUUUCCCAACUUGGAAGUAUUUGUGUUCAAAAGACCAAAUUGCACAACUAAACAAUUCAGGGAAUUUUUGAGAAAGCAGUGCAAUACAUUGAAAGGAUUGAACAUUGAUUCUCCACAAAAUUAUUCUGCAAUAGACAGUGAAAUAAUUUCAGAUAUUCUUUCCAAUGAAAAAUGCAAAGAACAAUUGAUAUUUCUAAAUUUGAAUUUUAGAGAGGAUGGUUACGCUGCCAGUUCAUUCAAUAGUAAGGUCGUUGCAAACUUACAACAUUUCAAAAAAUUGAAAGGUCUCUCCAUCUCAACAUUUGUCGAUGAAGAAACUUGCAAACUAGUUCUAAAAAGUAUUGGAAAUCAAUUGGAAUAUCUGAAUGUUACCAGAACAGGUCCCUCUGCAGAAAUAACCUCUACCCUACUCUCUGUUCCAAUGAGAAAUUUGAAAAUUCUCUCACUUCACAGGAAUGAUUUAUUACAAGGAUCAAAUUCUAUUCAUGUUUCAAAUAUCAAGAAAAUUUUACAAAGUGCUUUGAAUAGAGAUGGAGAUUUGGGUAGAUUGGAAUGUUUUGAAUUCUGCUAUGUGAAACACAAUGAUAGCAUUGAUGAAUUGACCUCAAAAUUCAAUCCAUACUUUAAGAAUAUUCGAGAAUGGAAACGAAAAUUAGGAUUUGAAGAUUACUGA